Molecule: messenger RNA, 472 nt
Organism: Colletotrichum godetiae
Lineage: Eukaryota; Fungi; Ascomycota; Sordariomycetes; Glomerellales; Glomerellaceae
Exons: 1
Coding region: 9-356 (115 amino acids)
Source: RefSeq, a predicted model, not a curated record
CUCUGAUUAUGCCUCAACUACAACUCGGUACGGUCAUGUUAACGGUGACAUUAAUAUACUACCAAGCCCGCGGUGUUAGUAUCUUCCACGUACAAGUAACCAAACCGCGCCUUACACGCCCAAAACCAUCAAUACCCUCGUCAAGAACCUCAAGAAGCCACCCUUUCGAAGUUUGCAUCCCCCUCACCUUGACUAAUCACCCUAGUCUUACCCCAGAUUCGCCAAUCUUGUUCCAGCACCUCUCCCGCGUGCAGCCUAUCACCUCCCUGUUUGACCAAGACCAGAACGAGAUGAAUGACAAAGUCCCACGUAGCCAACAUGGCAAAGGAGUCUCACAUUCAAAUCAAAUCUCAUAGUCUGGACCGGAACACGGACCGGACGUGUGUUGUUGUGUAGGACCAAGGCGAAAGUGGGGACGGACCGGUAUCUCCGUGAUCCACGGGGACCAGGAACCGCGAACCGCCUGUCUAGG